AUGGUACUCGCACUAGCAUUGAAAGCAGAACUGAACGGAGUCACCGACCUCCGCCCCAACGAUACCGAAGACGCGCCCUUUUUCUACACAUUCAAAGUCCAAUGCACGUCAUCAAGGGUGAAGCCAACUUUGUCUGGAGGUGUAAGAAUUAGAGAACACUCAGCGAAUAUCAAAGCUGCGCCUGCUUCCUACCCACAAAGCGACCCACCAAAGAAGAUCAAUAUCCUCGAGUUCGACUGCAGAGGCCUGGAGUUUGUCGAAUUCAAGGCUGAGGGAGAGUUCCUUGCGACGGGUAUAGAAUCAGGCACAAAGUUCUCGGGCAUCGAGCUACCCGAUGGCGAAUGGUAUGACUACGACGAGAAGGCUGGCGAGGAAGUCAGCAUCACAAAUGUCGAGUGGGAGAUACGUCGUGCAUAG
Messenger RNA from Alternaria atra, 417 nucleotides. RefSeq lists its product as uncharacterized. Lineage: Eukaryota; Fungi; Ascomycota; Dothideomycetes; Pleosporales; Pleosporaceae. The record is from RefSeq and is a predicted model, not a curated record. The transcript has 4 exons. Bases 1 to 417 code for a protein of 138 amino acids. Gene Ontology annotation, molecular function: zinc ion binding.